Molecule: messenger RNA, 2238 nt
Organism: Rodentolepis nana
Lineage: Eukaryota; Metazoa; Platyhelminthes; Cestoda; Cyclophyllidea; Hymenolepididae
Source: the annotation of a GenBank genome assembly
AUGAUGCAGCCAAGUAAUGCCAAUAGUGGCACAAAUUUCCUUUCCAGCUCCUCCAUCUCAUCGAAUCACUUCUCGAGCAUGAGAGCGGCACAUCCAUCGCAACAUUUGACCCUCCCUCAACAGCAGCACCCUCCUGCUAAAAUGGUCUCUCGGCUCAAAUCCUUAGUGAGUAAAAAGAAAAAGCGUUUUCAAGCAGAUGGCUUCGAUUUGGACCUAAGUUACAUCUCCCCUCGAAUUAUUGCCAUGGGUUUCCCCGCUGAGAGAAUUGAGGGUCUCUAUCGAAACCAUAUUGAUGAGGUAUCGCGGUUUUUUGAAUUGCGUCAUAAAGGACACUACAAAAUCUACCACCUGUGCAAUGAGAGGGACUUUAACGAGUAUCGAUUCUCUGGACCGGUUGUUCGUUAUCCCUUUUCGGACCACAAUGCUCCUCAAUUCGAACAAAUCCUUGCUCUCUGUCAUGAUGUCAUGCAGUUCCUCAAUGCUCAUCCGGAAAAUGUCGUAGCUAUCAAUUGCAAAGCCGGGAAGGGUCGAACAGGCGUAAUGGUAUGUGCCUGCCUAUUGGAGUUACAGGAAGCGCGGAAUGCUGAAGAGGCCUUGCGACUCUAUGCAGAGAAACGAACACGCAAUGGCCAAGGCGUGACAAUUCCUAGCCAGCGACGCUAUGUUCAAUACUACAGCCGUCUCCUCUCCUCUGCUCUCACGUACGAGCCCACACCCCUGCGACUAACCUCCAUCCGAAUUGAAGGUGUGCCUCAUCAACUACAUGGGGUGCAAAACUUCGAAUUGAGUAUCUCAACUUACCAAAAUCGGUUGCCAAUGAACAACCACUUCAAUCACCACGAUCCGGCCGUUGUCGGCGUAUCUUCUGAAGACCCAGUUCACUGCACACAGCAUGCUCUGGUUUAUCCCUGCGCCGUUCCCUCUGGUUCUGUCAACACCUUUACAACAGGAACUCAAUUAGAUCCCACUGUUGCAACAGAUUACGAUUGUCAUCGAUAUUCGGAUGUCGCCACUUACCAAAUUCCUUGUUCGACACAUCAUAGUGACAACGGGAGUUACCUUAUACGUUUGGAUGAACCAGUGACCGUAUUCGAGGAUUUUCGGAUAAAGAUCAAGGCUAAAACGGGUGGUGGUGUACUGACGAAAAAGAUUGGCCAGUGUUGGCUCAAUACUUUCUUUGUCCUACUUGAUGAUGAUGUUAAUGAGAAUCCAUCAACAGGAACUGGAAGCUCAACAACCAGUGGUGGCAUUGGCAGUGUUAGACAUGCUAACUCGACCGGGGAAUGCUGUUGUUCCACGUCUGAUUCAAAUUCCGGCUCCGGGUCGUCUUCAGAUUCUUCAGGAUCUUCCUCAGCUUCUUCGUCUGUUCGAAAUUCCCCUCCUCACUUUGUGGAUCGGGAAGAAGAUCAUGAGCUGUAUGAGGAUGAUUUUGGCGUCUCUUGUACUCAUCAUCAGAAUAAUCUUGACGACAGUAUAGACGAGGAAGGGGAUGAGGAAGACGAUGAGGACGAAUUACCGACGCUGGCGUCGAAUUCCGUCACCCUGAACUAUGCUUCCCCUCAGAAUUCAACCCCCACUCCUCAGCAUACCUCUGAGUUGUUGAGAGGUGGGUCGAAUCCCCCUAGAUUUGUCGGCGGUGGAUCAUCGAAAACUGCUUCUACUGGAUUUAUGCCUUUCAUCUCCAUUCCCGAGAAGGAUAAUUAUAAUAAUACUGUUCCUAUCCCUUCACUACCAAGUACUAAUUUUAUCAAAAAGAAUUCUCCUAAUGCUAGUAUGGUGUUGGCUCCCUCUCUAUCAACUCAGCUUGCAACACCACUUGCAGUUCGAGUCCUGGAAUUAUCUCAAUCCGAUUUGGAUUCUGCAGUCAAGGGUAAAGGCAAGAAAGGUGAGGAAUUCAAGUUACUCUUUGAGUUUAUUCGUGAGACGCCUUGUGGUAGUAGCAGUGUCAGUGUGAAUUCUUCGAACCCUACAAUGGACAUUACGACUUCGAACACUACCUCCUCAUCAUGCUGUCUUUCAAAUCAGAAACCAAUUCCAAUGGACCUUGGAUGUGUUGGAAGCGGGGGUGGUGUUGAUGUACUCUCCGCUACCGAUUCAGCAACGGCUGCAGAACAAAAAAUUGUAGUUAUAUCCAGUUUGUCCACUCAAACCCACCAUCAGCAUCAUCACCACCCCCAUAGUCCUUUCCGCUCCCCUACCGAAUCAACACCAAAUCAAACUGGGGCUUUGGUUCUUUAA